AUGAUGAUCGCCUCGUCGUCGUUGGGUGCGCGAACAAAACCUCCUCUUUCGUUCUCAAAAUCGUUUCAGAAGAGGAAGACGAAUUGGAAAUCGAGCAGCCGCCGACGCAGCGCUUCUUCGUCUUCUUCGUCUUCCUCGACGACGAGCGAGGAGACGAACGCCGUCCUCCUAAACGCACAAGUUCAAGAAAAUAACGCGAAGAAAAAGAAAUCGCCGUUGUUAUUCGAGGUAUUCGGUUCGGAUUUGUCCUCCUCGGCGCAGUACCCGGACGUGCCGCGAGAGCGAACGCACUGGGUGGAAACGGACGAACAGUUGAACGUUUUGGUGGAGGAGAUUCGAGCGGCGAUGAAAAAGGAGGAGGAAAAGAAGGACGACGACGACGACGGCACCGAGUAUGAAAAGAAUUCAUAUCGCCGCCAGCGGCUUCCCGUCGUGCUCGGACUCGAUUGCGAGUGGAAACCAGGGGAUAACACGCCGGUGAGUUUGUUCCAAGUGGCCACGAGAGAGAACGUGUAUUUGUUGGACGUGUUUGCGUUCAUGAUGGAUACCGGCGGCGGAGGCGAAGAAAAAGGAACGGCGGAAGCGUUCGAUGCGUUUUUGAAGCUGUUGUUUGAAAACGAAACGUUAAUAAAGCUCGGUUUUGGAUUUGAUUACGAUAUUAAGCGGUUGAGGAUGUCGUACGCGCCGUUAGAGGAGACGUUAUCGAUGGAUAGGAGGAAGAAAGGGUGGAUCGACGUUCGCGAGUUGGCGUACACGGCGGACGCGGUAAGUUCGCACAAUAAGAGAAAGUAUAAGCACCAAAAACGAGUCGGUUUGGCUGCGCUGACGAGGGACAUAUUGAAGUGUAACUUGGAUAAAAAGUGCCAAGUGAGCGAUUGGUCGCAGAGACCGUUGUCGGAUCCGCAGCAAAGGUACGCGGCGACGGACGCGUAUUCGUUGAUUUCGAUUUUAGACGUCGUCUUGUUUUCGAGAGGUCGGUGGAAUAACGACGAGGAGAUUUCCGACGGGUUACAGCUCGUGCAAUACGGCGGCGGUGGAAACGGAGAAGCUGGAGGAAUAGACGGUCGAUUCGUCAAGCGCGUGUCGAAAUCGAAAAUGGCAAAAAUGGAAAAGGCGGCGUUUUUGAAACGACAAAAUAGCUCCUCGCUGAGAAACGCUCGAGAGACGGCGUUGCACGAAGCGAAGGCGGAUUUGACGCGGUGCGUCACGGAUUAUUUAGGAUUCGCGUGCGUAGGACGCAAAGGUGCGAUCGAAUUGCUCUCAGAGAACGGGUGUUCCGUGCGAAUGCCAAAGAAAACAAAGAGUAAAGUGGACAACUGGGAAAACGCCGUCGCGCUCUUUUUAACCGUGGACGAGCCGAAGAAGACGCAGCCGGCGCAGUUUCGGCGAAGAGAGGAUGAUAACUUUUUGACGUUACGCCUGGAAAACGCGGAAAAGUUUUUCAGCGAAGACGCGGAGGCGUACGCUCGAACGAAAGCGUGCAAAGCGAACGACGGCGGGAAAUCUAUCGUCCUCUUUGCGAAACGAGGAAGUAAAGGAAAAUUUGUAUUUUGCGGUCGAUUAGAGAGCAACAGUAGCGGUAGUAUUAGUGGUAGUAGCAAUAGCGUGAUAGCGAAUAGUAGCGACGCGUUGGAUUUGACUUUAGUCGACGGAGAUCGCCUGAGUGAAACGCCGAUGUUUUACCAAAUCAUCGGCUGUCAUCUGUAA
Bathycoccus prasinos is the source of this 1707-nucleotide messenger RNA. RefSeq lists its product with no specific name. The record is from RefSeq and is a predicted model, not a curated record. Bases 1 to 1707 code for a protein of 568 amino acids. Gene Ontology annotation, molecular function: 3'-5' exonuclease activity; nucleic acid binding. The transcript has a single exon. Gene Ontology annotation, biological process: nucleobase-containing compound metabolic process. Lineage: Eukaryota; Viridiplantae; Chlorophyta; Mamiellophyceae; Mamiellales; Bathycoccaceae.